This is a messenger RNA of Contarinia nasturtii (swede midge), 2711 nucleotides long. RefSeq names its product nucleolar complex protein 3 homolog (gene Noc3). The record is from RefSeq and is a predicted model, not a curated record. Gene Ontology annotation, cellular component: nucleolus. Lineage: Eukaryota; Metazoa; Arthropoda; Insecta; Diptera; Cecidomyiidae. Gene Ontology annotation, molecular function: chromatin binding. The transcript has 5 exons. Gene Ontology annotation, biological process: DNA replication initiation. The coding region runs from base 98 to 2611 and encodes 837 amino acids.
UGUCAAAUAGCACGUGGAAUGACAUGAACUGACUUUUGUAGUAAAUUGUACACACAUUUCUCUGUUUCACUGCUACACAGUGCCGACGAUAAACACGAUGGCGAAAAAUGUGAAAAUUAGUGGCGUGAAGCGAUCACAGCAUAUAAAACACAAGAAAAACUUUGCACGACCUGGUAAAAAGAAGGAUAAUGUAAAAAACAACAAAGUCACCGAAAAACAAUUGGCCGCGAGUAAAAAAGUAUUUGGUAAACCGGUUGGACAAAAAUCGAAUAAACGUAAAGAGCAAAAUGAGGGAACGAUUCAAAAUAGAAACGUGCCAAAGAAAGGAAAAAAAGUCGUACAAUCAGAGAAACCAACUGCGAAUGGUCAUUCUGCUGAUAAGGAAAAUGAGAUGGACGAAGAAGAUCUUCAAGAUUUGCUUGACAUGAUUGAGGAUGAAGACGAUGAAAUGUUAAAUCGAUCGAAAAAACGUAAAAGGGAUGCAGCCGAUGGAGUCGUCGACGAUGAAGCUGGCCAAUUUGAACAGGAAUAUGCGCAUCAACGUAAUGCUGAAAAAUCAAAAAAGAUGCGCACAGUCGAUUUAUUGCCAAUUAAAACAAAAAGCGGUGAACUUAUUACGCGAACAACUGAGGUUGAAGUGAAAGACAAACCGAAAAAGGAAGCCGAUGAUGAAGAUGAAAGUGAAGAAGAGGAAGUGGUUGAUUCAGACGAUGAUAUCGUCAAUGAUAUUCAGAGCGAACAGAUUAGCUUGGCGGCAGCAGCAUCAGAUAAGGCAAUUUCAACCGCAGAUUUGCUUAUUUUACGUGAUCAAGAGAUAAAUCGACAAAAAUACCGUAUCGGCAUCAUUUGUUCAGGAAUUUUAGAAAAACCAGAAGAUAAAAUGAAAAAUUUUAAUGCACUGUUCGAAUUGAUGGACGAACGGCACAAUGAUGCACCGAAUUUAUUUAGUGUUCGAAAAAUUGCCACCAUGUCUCUGUUGGAAGUUUUUAAGGAUAUUCUGCCAGAGUAUCGAAUCGGACAAAUCGAUUUAAAAACACAGAAAGUAAAAAAGACAACAAUGGAACGUGUGACGUAUGAAGAUGCUCUGCUUAUGCACUACAAAAAGUAUUUGCAAAAACUGGAAAAACUUACCAGUGGCAUUUCGAAGGGUCAACGAAGAACAUCGCAAGAAUAUCGUAAAAUGGCGGAAAUUGGAACGACAUGCUUGUGUGAAUUGGUGGGAGCACAUCCGUAUUUCAAUUUUGGCCAGAACAUUGCCCAACUGUUGGUGUAUCUGUCGAAUUGUAAUAUUCUUUCGAUUCGUACAAAAGUAAUGAACUGUUUCCAACAAUUGUUUCGUGAAGAUUCGAAGUUUGAAUUGUCACUUUUUGUGGUGCGUCGCUUGAAUCACUUGAUCAAAUCAAAAUCGAAUAUGGUUCAUGUUGAAGUUUUAAAAUGUUUAUUGGCCCUUCAAAUAAAGAGUAUCAACUUGGACGAUGAAAAAGAAAAAGAGCUAAAACAAAAGAAAAUGGAAGCUCAAAAGUCGCGAUUGAUAAAUAUGUCGAAAAAAGAGCGAAAACGAAUGAAGAAACUGAAAGAAGUGGAAAAAGAAUUGCAGGAAGCCAAUGCCGAAGAAAAUAAACAAACGAAACAUUAUAAAUUGACCGAAAUUACAAAAAUGGUAUUUACGAUAUAUUUUCGUAUUUUGAAGAAUGAUCCAAGCUCACAAUUGUUGAGCGCAUGUCUAGAGGGUUUGGCAGAAUUUGCACACACCAUCAAUUUGGAUUUCUUCUCCGAUUUGGUUGAAGUAUUGAAUCACAUAAUGGAAAAUGCCGAACCCGAACUCGGCUAUCGUGAACAACUGCACUGUAUUCAGACGGUGUUCACAAUUCUUUCGGGACAGGGAGAAGUAUUGAAUAUCGAUCCGCUUCGAUUCUAUGGUCAUCUUUAUCGUAAUUUGCUGGUAUGCAGUGCUGGUAAAAAUCAUGAUGAUUUUCAAAUUAUAUUGAAAACACUUAACGAAGUUUUGGUAAAACGUCGCAAGAAUAUUUCGCAAUCACGAAUGAUGGCUUUUAUCAAACGUAUCGUAACGCUUUCUCUUCAAUUGUUGAGCAAUGGAACGGUUUCGUGUUUGGGCAUUGUGAAAAGUGUUAUGCAAGCGACAUCGUCAUUCGAAAUUCUUUUGGACACAGACACAAGCACUGGAUCGGGCAAAUAUGAUGCCGAAUUGAUGGAUCCCGAGUAUUGUAAUGCAAAUUGUACGGCAUUAUAUGAAUUGGCAGCGUUGGUACGACAUUAUCAUCCAAUUGUGAGAAAGGUAGCAAAUCACGUAGCUCGUGGUGUGCCGGCCUCUGGUGACGGAUCGUUAGCGCCAGAAAUUGGAAAAUUAACACCCAUGGAAUGGUUCUACAAAUUCGAUUGUUCAGCUAUGGCAUUUGAUCCACCAAUACCACCACCAAAACCGUUUGAUCUGAAUAAGCCAUUCAAAGGCCGAUUCUACUAUACAAAUGAAGAUGUUGAAAAGGCUGUAAAUAACUCGUUAGCUGCACCAAUCCAAUCACAAGGACAGUUGCUCGAUUUCUAUCAAGAAAUACGAUUGAAUGCCACCAAUGCACACAACGAAGACAAAUAGAUCAUUUUGGAUAGUUCCAUAUAUAUUUCUUUAUUCAAUAAACAUUUGUUGAUGAGAAAAAAAAAUCAAUAUAUUUUUUUCAAGUGAAAAUAUAAAAAAU